This is a messenger RNA of Loa loa (African eye worm), 405 nucleotides long. RefSeq lists its product as hypothetical. NCBI's taxonomy places the organism in Eukaryota, Metazoa, Nematoda, Chromadorea, Rhabditida, Onchocercidae. The record is from RefSeq and is a predicted model, not a curated record. Bases 1 to 405 code for a protein of 134 amino acids. The transcript has 4 exons.
AUGACUGAGGUGUCUGCUUCAGCGUUGCGCUUUGGGAAAAGCAAAUGGUGCGUUAUCGGAGUGGAGAUUGAUGAGAAACAGUUAGAUUGUUUGUCGCUGUUACCGAUUAUCCGAUAUUUUGUCAAAAGACGUACACUCGAAGUUGUUAUGCCUGAAUUUUGCAUUUACAAAAGUGCUUUAAGUGCAUUAAAACUGUUAAUAUUGGUGCCUCAUAUGGUGCAUGAUGGUCUUCUUGCUCUAAUAGUUACUAGAGAUGCUUGCGGUUCUGUUAUUAUACAGAAGAGCACCGGUCCAAAAUAUCCUCGUUUUGUUACAAAGAGGGUUUAUAUGUCUGAGGAAGUAGGAGUGCUUUACAGUAAACAUUCAAGCACCAGAAACACAUCGGAAACGGUACAAGCAUUAUAA